UACGUGGGGACGAUUAGAGCUCGGUGCUGUUGUUAUCUCCGUGAACCCUGCGAGAGGCCCGAGACCGACACCGCGACCGGAACCUGAUACCCGGGCAGCGCCACACAGCCUGAGCUUAUUGCCAUCUCACCGCUCCUUGUGGGAUAAGGGACACCGGCUGAGAGCCCCGCAGGCCGCGGGCCCUGAUUCUGCCAUGAUGAACGGUUCAAACAUUGGAAACUCCACGUCCAACAACAAGGAAGACCAGGUGGUCAACGGGCACGACGAGAAUGAGAACAACCCGUUUGCCGAGUACAUGUGGAUGGAGAACGAAGAGGAUUUCAACAGACAAGUGGAAGAGGAGUUACAGGAGCAGGAAUUCCUGGACCGUUGUUUCCAAGAGAUGUUGGACGAAGAAGAUCAGGACUGGUUCAUCCCGUCGCGGGACUUGCCGCAGGGCAUCGGGCAGUUGCAGCAGCAGUUAAACGGCCUCACGGUGAAUGAAAAUCACAGUACCGAGGACAUAUUGAGCAAAAGCAAUCUGAACCCCGACGCCAAGGAAUUUGUCCCCGGAGUGAAAUACUGACCGGGGCUACAGGCAACUUUUUAAAAACAUAAAAAAAAAAAUUAAGACUGUUUCCUUAAAUCUUCAGGAAAAAAAACUGCACAAAAAAAAGGGGGAUUGUUUUGGGGAGGUGGUCAGUAGCGAUGCUUUAACUCGGCAUGUGGACUCGAGUAACCUUUAAUGCGGGAUUGUAUCUUUUUCUUCGGGCAUCUAAGAAUUCCCCCCCGUACGGCGUAUUUUGGUGUUAUGCCUGUUGGACAUUUUUCUUUUUUUCUUUUUUCCUUUUUAACAUGGGGGUGCGAGCUUCUCAUCGAAAGACCAUCUGCUGUUGUAUUUAAAAACCGAAACAAUGUGGAAGACACCUUUAAAUAAAAUCAUGGGUUUAUUUUCCCCUUUAA
Messenger RNA from Spea bombifrons (plains spadefoot toad), 942 nucleotides. RefSeq names its product poly(A) binding protein interacting protein 2B (gene PAIP2B). The transcript is spliced from 4 exons. Gene Ontology annotation, molecular function: mRNA regulatory element binding translation repressor activity. NCBI's taxonomy places the organism in Eukaryota, Metazoa, Chordata, Amphibia, Anura, Pelobatidae. Gene Ontology annotation, cellular component: cytoplasm. Gene Ontology annotation, biological process: negative regulation of translational initiation. Bases 194 to 565 code for a protein of 123 amino acids. The record is from RefSeq and is a predicted model, not a curated record.